AAACAGUUGAUAUGGAUACAAAACACUGGAAGAACGAAACAGAUUCAAAGCUGAACGUAUCGAUUAUUGACGACUAGUUAUUUAACGGGCGGCUGAAAAUAUCAUAUACACAACUACCGCAGUACAUGAAACAUGGAGUUUUACCUGCUAAUGCCGUUUUGCUUCUCCGGAUUUAUGAACAUUGUUAUCGUUUCUGGCUGUGUCCAAGGUACGAUAAAAGGAAGAUGUAACGAAACACAUUUCUGUUUCUGUACGGCCGGAGAAUGGAUGAUGACCUCACUGACAGCGGUACAGACACAACAUCCAAGUAUACUAACGUUCAACAAUCUAUGCACGUGUAGCGGUGCAUCACUUGAAACAUGUGUAAACGUCUGGUAUGUCAGUGAAUUUCAAAAUUUGAACCAAAAUGAAAUCAAUUUAUCAGAUGAAAACUGUGCAGUCAUAGUCAAAAAUACUACCAUUAAUGACACAAGUACGACAGGAUCUUUUCAUAGUACAACAACUGAAUCAUUAACAACAACUGAAUUAUCAACAACAACUGAAUUAUCAACAACAACUGAAUCAUUAACAACAACUGAAUCAUUAACAACAACUGAAUUAUUAACAACAACAUCAUCAUCGACAACAAAGAAUCACCUAUACCUGGAACAAACAACAAUUGGAAAUGGAGGUCAGAAUUGUUGCUGUUCCUCAGAUUAUGAAGCAAAAGUACAAUACUGGUUAAACGAAACCAAUCAGCGCCUUCACAAAGAAAACCUGCCUAAUAGUCUCAUUGAAAUAAAGGAUGAAUUGAUGCUAGAGACGAAGAAUUUGUCGGCAAGCAAGAGUCUACGGAUGUGUGCCCCCGAUCAACGUUACUCAGCGGCAGUCGCGGGUUACGUAGGAGCUUUUGUCAUUGGACUGGUUCUGUCUGUGAUUAUUCUCAUGGAUUGUAGCACUUUUAUCACAAGUCUCCACAGAUGUAUGUGCAAAUGAAAUUUGCUUUUUUUUUUAGAUUAAAAGAACGUUUUCUAUUGUCACGUAUAUCCUUAAUAUAUAACCAAACUCUGGCUUUCCUUCCGCUAAAUGUAAAAUGAAAGCUUUUGGAAGGUGGCUGAACGAGAGAGCGAUACCAUUCAGUUAUAAUACCCUUAAGUUAUCUUUCAGUGGAUUUAAUGAAAGAAUUUUUUCAUCCAGUGCUCUCAAAAAAAGACUGUCAGCAUUGAUAUGAUAAAGAUAUAAGGAUUUGGAUCGGACAACAAAGAGUUGCUGAAUUUCUCAAAAGCUUAGAAGAUUUUCCAAUUCGAAACUCAAUAAUUUUUAAGACUGCAACGUCAAACCAUUCUGAAGGACAAAUAAACAAAAGAUUGUUCAAACGUCAUUGGGAAUAGAGCUCAUUGAAAUAUUCCAGAAUAGAAAAAAUAUAAAAAAAAGAUCUAAUACUAAUAUGAAUACAUGUAUAUUAAAAAAGGAAUUAAAAUGCGGCAAUUGCAAGAUGAGAAAAUUAUUUCUUUACGCUUAAAUCUGAAGCAAGCGUUUUCCUGAUUUUUGAGUUGAGACAUGAAACGACAUAUUAAAUGAUAACAAUUAACCUAUUUUCUGGACACGUACUUUUGAUAGAAAAAAAAUCCACAAAAGGAAUAUUUUGGUACGUUAAGUAAUAAAAUAAAAUCGUCUUAUGGUUAUCUUUGCAUUUAACAUUAGAUUCAUUAUGAGAUAUCGGUGAUUAUGUGUAUAAAAUAUGCAUACCCGAUUAUGCACGCUAAGUCUUAUAGUAAAACUACUCCUAAAUAUAUUUUUUUAACUAAACAAAUGUGUGGUUGCUAACUGUAGACACUACCGUUACUUUCAUACAUUUUUAUUUUUAAAAAAGUUUUAUGCAAUUAAUGGUAUUUAUUUACACAAGACUUCUUCUAUUAAGCACAACGAACUUUUUUUUACUUGCGAGAUGAUUGGAUUCCCACUACAUGUUAUGUAAAC
Messenger RNA from Magallana angulata, 1959 nucleotides. RefSeq lists its product as uncharacterized. NCBI's taxonomy places the organism in Eukaryota, Metazoa, Mollusca, Bivalvia, Ostreida, Ostreidae. The transcript is spliced from 7 exons. Bases 133 to 975 code for a protein of 280 amino acids. The record is from RefSeq and is a predicted model, not a curated record.